ACAGCUCCAGCAACAGCAUCUGUUCAGUUUAGCUCUGUGUCUGUAGUGCUCUGAUCCUGUAACCAGCUGGAAGAUGGAAAGCAGCUCUUUAUCGUAUUGUAUUCAUAUUUUAAGCAGGGCUUAAAAGAUUUCCACAGAGGAAGCUAAGGAGGGCACCAGUAUUGCAGUCUGGGAUCCUUAAAAGGACUGAUUCCAAAAAGAGACAGUUUUUUUCUUCUUCUAAAGACACUUGUGUGGAAGCUCUCUUCAUUGCUGAAGCAGAAGAAAACAGCACUCAUAACAGGAGUGAAUCGGCUUGGGGUGGUUCAUUGCAUCAUAAGUGGAACAUAAAGGAAAUUCUUGUAACACUGUUGGAUGAGAAAAAUCCAUUGCCUAUGAAGCGAAAUUAAGUUGAUGCACAAUCUGUACUAGAGCCAUGGGAUGUGGCACUUCUAUGACUCGGAGUCGGGCAAAAAAGUCAGAGAGAGCAAUUAAAGCAGCUAUCCUCAUUCAGAGGUGGUAUCGGUGUUAUAUGGCCCGGCUGGAGAUGAGGCGACAAUACGCUCUUAGCAUCUUUCAGUCAAUUGAAUACGCUGAAGAACAAGCUCAGCUACAGCUGUCCAGUUUUUUUACAUUCAUGCUGGAUCACUUCAUUCAUCUCAAUGAGACUGAUAAAGAAGAGAGGAGUGAAGAUCUUUGUAGUGGUUCAGAUAUACAGUUACUGGAAUAUGAGCAGAUGAUUGAGGUCCCAGACUCCUACCAUGGACCUCGGCUGUCGUUUCCUCUGACUGUUGCUGACACUAAUUCACUUCUUCGUGCUUUCAAGGAUCAACAGCAGCUUCAUGCCCGCUAUGUACUACAGCUGCUACAUGAAACCAAGAAAGUACUUAAACAGUUGCCUAACAUCAUUCACCUGUCGACCUCCUAUUCCAAGGAGAUAACAAUCUGUGGUGAUUUGCAUGGAAAACUAGAUGAUCUUUUGCUGAUCUUCUACAAGAACGGCCUGCCUUCAGAAGAAAACCCUUACCUUUUUAAUGGGGAUUUUGUUGAUAGGGGGAAACAUUCCAUAGAAAUACUUAUCAUCCUGUUUGCUUUUCUUCUGGUCUACCCCAACCAUUUACACUUAAACAGAGGGAACCAUGAAGACUAUAUCAUGAACCUGAGAUAUGGCUUCACAAAAGAAGUUAUGAAUAAGUAUCGGUCCCAUGGCAAAAAAAUUGUAAAUCUUCUGCAAGAUGUUUAUAGCUGGCUUCCCCUGGCCACUGUAAUUGACAGCAAAGUACUAAUCGUACAUGGAGGUAUUUCCGACACUACAGAUUUGGAUUUCCUGAAUUUAUUUAAGAGAAAUAAGAUGAAGUCUGUGCUGAGACCACCAAAAUCAAGCACAGAGAGAAAUUAUGACCUGGAAAGAAGUGACUUUGUAGAGUAUUCUCCUGUAACAAGAGUCAAGAGAUGCCCUUCUAAGCAGGAUAUUGCUGACAGAAGAAUGCCCAGACCAUCAUCUUCAUCUAGCGAUAGAAGACAAUAUACCAGUGAGCUGUUGGAUGUUGGGGAGCACAAGUGGCUACUUCAUGAUGGUGUCAACUCUGGUCCACUCCGAGAGAAACAGUAUCUAGCACACAGAGUUUGUACGCCAAGGGUGCAUCUAGAACUGACAGCAAAGGAAUGGAAACAAGUGGUUGAUAUUCUUUGGAGUGAUCCAAAAAACCAAAAUGGCUGCACACCAAACAAAGUUCGAGGAGGUGGUUGCUAUUUUGGGCCCGACGUUACUGCCAGGCUUCUUAAACGGUAUAAUCUGAAGAUGCUGAUCAGGUCUCAUGAGUGUAAACAAGAAGGUUAUGAGAUCAGUCAUGAUGGGAAGGUUAUCACUAUUUUUUCUGCCUCUAACUACUAUGAAGAUGGCAGCAAUCGUGGUGCUUAUCUUAAACUGAAUCCUGAUUUAAUACCUCGCUUUGUGCAAUAUCAAGUCACUAAAUCCACACGCAAACAGACUCUUCACCAGAGAGUGAGUGUAGUUGAAUGGUCUGCACUGAAGUCAUUACGAGAGAAACUUUACUGCCGGAGAUCGGAACUCAUUGCAGCUUUCCAACAGUAUGACCCAAAUUACACAGGAAGGAUUUCUGCCACUGAAUGGGCCUCAGCAAUGGAAUCUGUUUUACAUCUGGCUCUCCCAUGGAGGACUCUGCGUUCUCGGUUGGUGCAGCUUGCCCCCGAUGGAAGUGUCGAGUAUCUUUCCAGUUUUAAUGAUUUGGAAAUAGAGCCACCUAUAAAAGAGGUACAACCAGCUUUGGUGGAAACCCUCUACCGAUACAGAGCUGAUCUGGAGAUAAUCUUUAACAUCAUUGACAAAGAUCAUUCAGGUCUGAUCUCCAUUGAGGAGUUUCGCCAGACGUGGAAACUCUUUAAUUCUCAUCUCAAGAUCGACAUAGAUGAUGAAUCUAUUGACAACUUAGCUCGCAGCAUUGAUGUCAACAAAGAUGGCAGCAUUGACUUCAAUGAAUUUUUAGAGGCCUUUCAUGUGGUUAAUAAAUUCAAAAACAAGUAGAGCCAGUAAAGAAACAGAAUUUAAUUUGGAGUUUCCUAUCAAGAACUUGCCCAGCUGCCAGUGAUGUUAUGCUGCACUGAGAAACAUAAUGCUGGUGUAAGAAAGAAUGGACUGCUUGUUCUCAUAAAGCUGUAUGGCAGCCGUAUGAGGUGAAGAACCAGAAGUCUGGUGCUUAUUUGGGAUGUCGAUGCUCAGCCAUCUAUAAACUAUGGACAGCUGCUAAACUGAAGAACAAUAAUGAAGAGAAGAGAAGAAGUUAAAAACGAACUGCCUUCUGAUAGUGGCUGUCUUUAUUUACCUGGUGGGAGAGCAGAGCACUGCCGUAUUAGCAACGCCUUUGAUUCCAUUUCUUGUUUCUUUAUCACCUGGCCAUUGGGAACAAUUAUCAGUGCCAAUAUAGCACCUUUCACUUUUGUGGGAAGUAAAAUGAACUUCUCUUUGUGGCUCAACAGCAGUCCUCAAAGAUGAGAAUUGAUUUACUCUGAAAUAAGUCCUUUUUGGUCCUCUUUCAUUGACAAGAAGGCGCUUCCAGUGAGGGAUAUUAUAGGGGAAAGUAGAGGGAUCCUUCAGACCUGCUAUCCUAAAGUUGAAAAAUGUGAGGAGAAUCACUUAUUUACAUAAACUGAUUCUACAUUUAAACUAGUAUAUUUGCAUGAUGCUGAUAAAUUAAUAAUUUCAGCUCACUACUACUACUACCUCUGUUACUAUUGUUUACACACACAGCCUAUUUAGAGACAAAAGGUAUAUGCUCCUGUUCCUGUUUACGCUAUGCGCAUGGGUAGUUAAUGAGCAUGCCUUUGAAAAGCAUGCCCUUAUGGUUCCCCCCCCCCCUUGAAGAGAGCUCAUUAUGAUCAGU
Molecule: messenger RNA, 3380 nt
Organism: Pelodiscus sinensis (Chinese soft-shelled turtle)
Lineage: Eukaryota; Metazoa; Chordata; Testudines; Trionychidae
Source: RefSeq, a predicted model, not a curated record